CUGCCAACUCAAUCCCAUUCUUGCCUUCCCCCCCCAUUCUCUUCAAUUGCCAAUUCCUCGCUGCGUGUAUUUUCCUGCCAUCCCCCUUCUCUCUUCACGUACUUGCCUGCACCGCACAACAGUCUGUCGUUGCUGCUCUUUUUUCUUUCUACACUUCCCUUCUAUCUUCUCUUCAAGGUAGCCAGCCACGCGUUUUGACUCUCGAGGCAGAAAAGAGUCGUCCCUGCCGUCGGCUGUGUUGUGUUAACAGUCUCCCCAAAGCAACAACCAUCAACAAACCAGCUUCUCCUUCGCUGAAGCUGAAUUUAUCCCAACCUCGUUGUGUUCUCACAGCCGACUCAACAGAUUAAUUCGUUUACUACCAAAAAGUUUCUUAAGGACUGCCGGGCCCAACUUCUCGCCUUAUAUCGUCUUUUAAUAUUGCAUUCCAGCGCACCGCUGAUAUUAGACCACAAUGACCUUCGCAAAAUUCAUCAUUCCUACCCUCGCGCUUGCGAGCUCGGUGUUGGCACAGAACGGCGGCAGCAAUGACAUCUGCAACGGGCCCUCGAUCACCAUUGUGACCAGCGCCGAUGCUGAACAAAUUGCCAACUGUGAAACAUAUGACGGAGAUGUUAUCAUCGAUCCCACGGCGUCGGGGCAAAUCGCCCUCAACGGGGUUCAACAGAUCACCGGCGACUUGACCUGCAACAACGCCACUCAACUGACCGCCAUCACCUCGGAUCAGAUCAACACCAUCCAAGGAACGUGGAGCCUGAGUGGCCUCACCAUCCUCUCCACCCUGCAAUUUGACUCCCUCACCGGUGUGAACAAUAUCAACUGGGUUGGUCUCCCUGCCCUGCAGAGCCUUAAUAUGGCCCAGGGCAUCCAGAGAGCGAACAAUGUCUACAUCUCCAACACUCAAUUGAACAACAUAAAUGGCAUUGAAUUGACAGCUGUUGGAAGCAUGAACAUCAACAACAACCCCUACCUCACCGAUGUCAAUGUCAAUGAUUUGACCAACGUCACCAAUGCGCUCUCCUUCUCUGCCAACGGCCGGGACCUGUCCAUCUCUUUCCCUAACCUCCAGGAUGCUGCCAACCUGACGUUCCGAAACGUCAGCAAGAUCGACAUGCCGUCUCUCUCCAACGUGGCUGGGUCCAUGGGCUUCUACUCGGACAACUUCCAAACGUUCGCUGCGCCGAACCUGACCCAGACUGGCGGCACUUUGGCCUUCGUUGACAGCCCCAGCUUGGCCAGCUUCUCCUUCCCCUCCCUGACAAUCAUUGGUGGUGGUUUCCUGGUUGCAAACAACACGAACUUGAAGGCCAUUAAUGGUGUGCCCAAGCUGCAGACGAUUGUCGGUGCCCUCGACUUUGCAGGAACAUUUUCCAGCGUCACCAUGCCUAAACUCAACGACGUCCGAGGCGGAUCCAAUGUGCAGACGACGUCGACCAACCAAACUAUCUGCCAGCUCUUCGACCAGGCUCAUGACAAUGGCGUCAUCAAGGGUGUCAACACCUGCCUCACCAACAAGGCAAACCCUGAGACCAACCCCACUGCCACGAGCGGCGGUACUUCAUCCACCUCGACAAGCAGCUCCGGCAGCAGCAGCAGCAACGCUGCUGUUACCUUUGGCCCUGGCACCCCGAUCACCGGUCUCGGUGCUUUGAUCGCUGCCAUCUUUUUCCUCUAAAACAUUGGGUCUCAUGGCGUUGCGUUUUCGCUCAACUUAGAAUAGCUUAAUAUGCGACGGGCGAUGUCUCGAACCUUGUGCUCGUCGGGCCCUUUUUCUGAGCGAUCAACUCUCUUUUUAACGAAACACACAACAAGACUGGGGAGGUUUGUGACUCAGUUCUCACAAAACAAAAGAAGCGCGUGCGCAUCUGGAGUGUGGGGGUCCUGGGUUUCUUGUGUUGGGAAAGAUCUAGUACUGGCAGAUUGUGGUUGAGAGCGAACAGAGCUCCUCAGAGCUCGCUUGCGUGUGGAUAGGCAUACAAAUGAAACAUGUUUCCUUGA
This is a messenger RNA of Cladophialophora immunda, 1998 nucleotides long. RefSeq lists its product as uncharacterized. Lineage: Eukaryota; Fungi; Ascomycota; Eurotiomycetes; Chaetothyriales; Herpotrichiellaceae. Gene Ontology annotation, biological process: fungal-type cell wall organization. Gene Ontology annotation, cellular component: plasma membrane; fungal-type cell wall. The record is from RefSeq and is a predicted model, not a curated record. The transcript has 4 exons. Bases 455 to 1675 code for a protein of 406 amino acids.